Xiphophorus maculatus (southern platyfish) is the source of this 3863-nucleotide messenger RNA. RefSeq names its product ST3 beta-galactoside alpha-2,3-sialyltransferase 3 (gene st3gal3b). The transcript has 13 exons. The record is from RefSeq and is a predicted model, not a curated record. NCBI's taxonomy places the organism in Eukaryota, Metazoa, Chordata, Actinopteri, Cyprinodontiformes, Poeciliidae. Gene Ontology annotation, molecular function: sialyltransferase activity. The coding region runs from base 487 to 1662 and encodes 391 amino acids.
UAUUAUAGCUGGAAGGGGGCUGAGCCAUGGGCUGGAUAUAAAUGCUUUCAAACUGAGCGAAGAGCAGUGCAACGUUGAUGUGAGUAAUACCUUUCGUGAAGAAACGGAUGGUCUGGUGCGAUGAUCUAAACCCCACUAAAACAGGGAGCGGAGGGGCGCAUCUUAAGUCAAUCACAGACGAACUUCCUUAUGUGACUCCAGUGGCUGUUUAUGGACUUUAGUAAGCUGCUGCGCCUGGGAACCUCUGAAGGCUCUUCUCGCAGAGCUGUUGAGACUGGCUGAAACGGCGCAGUCAUGCUGGCCCUGUUCUGCUUAAUGGACUAAGGACCUCCACAGAUGUUACCAAAAUGUGUCGGAGAGGAAGGGAAGCAUGGUUGCUUCAACCUGUACAUAAUUUUAUUUGAGGAAUCAUCUGUUUCACACCCUGGGACUCAAAUAAAAAGAAAGGUGAUGACCUUGAUGGUGCCAUGUGAAUGACCUUAGACCAUGAAGCCCACACACAAGCUGCUGUUUGUCCUGUGUGCCUUGCUGGUGCUGGGCUUUAUUUACUACUCUUCUUGGAAGCUACAUCUAUACGUAUGGGGACAGAAACCUCAGAAAGAUGCAGAGGAGACGUCUGUAGCGCUGACUAAAGGUGCUGAAGUGAAAAGAAUUGCAGAGCUGGAAAAUGACAUCAACGUUGGACGAAUAGUAAGCUCAGGGUACGAUAAGCAGGGCUUUCUGCUGCAGCUGGAAACGAAACUGCCACCGGAGUUGGCAUACAAGUAUGGCAACCUCAGCGAAGGGGUCUGUAAACCAGGAUAUGCAACAGCCAAAAUGACAUCCAUCUACCCUAAGUUUGUGAAACUAGCACCCAUGUUCCUCGACCGGAACUUCAAACAACACACAAAAAUCAAAAACUACCCGCCUCCAUUUGGCAUCAAAACUCAAGAGAGAAUAAUCGACAACAUUUUAACUGAAACAAGAAGUUUUGGACUCGGGGAGGACCUCGACAGUCUCAGCUGUAAAAGAUGCAUCAUAGUGGGAAACGGGGGGAUCCUGUACAAUAAGUCUUUGGGCUCCCGUAUAGAUGAAUAUGAUGUUGUUGUGAGGUUAAACGGAGCCCCAAUAGCUGGUUACAAAAGAGAUGUAGGGACCAAAACCACAUUGAGGAUUACCUACCCAGAGGGAGCAAUCCAGAAAUCUGAACACUAUGAAGGCGACUCACUCUUCGUCUUUUCUGCUUUCAAACCAAUUGAUUUUAAGUGGCUGAAAAACAUGGUCUUCAAGGAAAAACUGAAUCGUAUGGAGGGCUUCUGGAAGUCUGUAGCGCAGCAUGUGCCUCGGAAGCCAGCUGAAAUGAGGAUCCUCAACCCAUACUUCAUCCAAGAGGCUGCAUUCCAGUUCAUAGGCCUGCCAUUUAACAAUGGUUUAAUGGGGAAAGGGAACAUUCCAACUUUGGGAACAGUUGCUAUAACCAUGGCACUACAUAACUGUGACGAGGUGGCGGUGGCUGGCUUUGGCUACGACAUGACCGCUCCUCAAGCACCUCUGCACUAUUAUGAGAGCGUCAAGAUGUCUGCCAUUAAAGAGUCUUGGACACACAACAUAGCCAAGGAGAAGGAGUUCCUCCGCAAGUUGGUAAAGGCCAACGUUAUCACAGAUCUCACCAAAGGUAUCUGAGUUUACACCCAACUCCAGCCGCCUUCCGCCAUUUCUGUCGGAACAACGAACUGAAAGCUGGAUUGACUCAUGGAGCAGAGAACCGCCCCCACCAUCCCCUUAAGAAAGGCCUGCUCACUGCCGGGGAUAGAAGGGGAUAACUAUCAAAGAAGUUUCUAAGAGUUUUGAUGAAAGAUGCACUCAUGUGCCUUCAGAACCAAAGACCCCUGCUCAUCAAAGCGGGGGCAGAACAGGCUGCAGGAGGAUUGGAUCUGCCUGGCACCUGUUGAAGUAUUGCUGUGCUGGGCCCAUCACUAUAAAGUAUCACACACCUGAAGCGGAAUGGUAACAGUGAGAGGACAGUUGAAGGAAUGAAGCGAAACUGAACGUGUGGGGGAUGGGUUGAGUAUUAGCAGUGCCAAAUGUACCUCGCAAAGGGGAGCAGACCCCCCCUCUCCUGUUUUGUCUGAAUGUAUCCUCUGUAAAUAUCAAAGAUUUGUACUGUGCUUUUUACCAAGCUGCAGUAGCUCCAUGAUCACAUCCACUUCCUUCCGUUCAUUCACUCAUGAAUUCAUUCACUCAUCUAUUCAUCCUUUUCUGUGUUCAAGUGUAACUCCUUCCAUGCCCACUGGCAUCACACCACCUGCUACAUAAAGCAGCAAAAUCAUAAGAACGGAGCUCCACGAAAGAAGGCAUAGUGAGGGGUAUGGACUAGGGGUUGCACGACUUCAUAUUUGUUGAAGUUGAUGUUGUUAUGGUAAAACUUGAGUCGACAUCGACUAGUCACUGUGAUGUCAUAGAAACACAAGAGAAAAUGCUUCACAUUAGCUUACAGGCAGUCUUAGACACACAACAUGUCCAAGGAGAAGGAGUUCCUCCGCAGGAAUAUUUGUCAAUAUUCACAGCAGAUAUUGACAAAAGACCACUUAGACAGAAACUGUCAGAUCCUCCGAAUGCAGCUUGAACUACAUCUCCAGAUGUUGUCAUAAUAUUUUUCUAAGCGUAAAACCAUUUUUUAAAAAGAAAAACAAAAGGGACAGAAGACAUGUGGCAAGGAACAGAGGCUGCCGUCUGCGGCCUCUGUAUGCGGGGUGUCUGCUCUAAUCACAGCACCAUGUGAUGGCCCUAUUCCGGUACCUCUGUGGUAAAUUAGUUUGGAUUGUAUUUUUAUACAAUUCAAACUAUCUGACAAAUUCACAUAGUUUCUUAUUUUUCUUCUUCUUGGAAGUGUCAGUUUUGUCACAUGAUUGUGAUUAGUCAAUUAGCCACCUAAAGGAACACGGCAGAAUAAGGAAUCAACUAGUUGGUGCAACCCCUAGUUUUAGCCCUUUGCAGCUGCGUCACCUCAUCAUGUUGAGGCGCCAUGACUGAUAUAGAAAGUGAGAGACGGGAGCAUUGAACAGAAUUAUGAUUGUUUUCCCAAUUUUAUUUUUGCUAGAAUAACAAAAAAAUAUUGUGCUUCUUCUUUUUCUAGUCAGACUUAUCACAACAAGUUUGGAUUCCCUUCCUUCAGUUUGUUAUGCCUGUGUGCAGCACUCUGACCAUUUUUAAAGUGCAACCAGCAACAUGAAAGUGACAUUAGGUUACCAACUAUGUUUUUUAACAAACUUUACAGGAGUUACCAUGUGGGUAGGUUGUUUUGACGUCCGUCAUGGCGGAGUGUUACGCUUUCUGAAGAGCGUGUCGUCACAGUUAUCCAAAGACAAAAGUUUGGAAACUGAAGUAAAUUAAUUUCCAUGUUUUUUCAUCACUGAAUUGAACCACACAUCUGAACAUUUCUCACUCUCAAGGACAAGUCUGUUCUUAUUGGAAGACCCUUCCUAUUGCAGAUUCAUUAUUUAAAAGAAUUCCCUGUCACUUCUCCAGAGCAUUUAGCCUAUAUAUAUCAAUAUCUACUUUUAGCCACAUAUCUGAAAGGUUAGACACCAUCAACAUCCAAUACUGAAGAGUUACGACUUAGCACUAAGGUAUGUCUUUGUUUAAUGAAGAAACUGUAACGAUAUCUAUUAUGAUUUGAUUCAUAUCUUCAUCACUGCAUCCCAACCAGAUCAGUAAGGGGCUCCACUCUGCUCACCGAUAAGACGCAUGUUUCAACUCCCCUACUGCUGCAGGUUUUGUGUUCUUUAUUAAAUGGUAAAAUCUUGGUUUGUAGAAAAUAAAUAUGUAUGUAUUUUUUGUUGUUGGGUUGAUUUUGCCUGCGACAGACUGGCGACCUGUCCAGG